AUGAAUCUUAUGAUCCUAAUCUUCUCGGCGAUAGCCAGCGCUGUUGCCAGGCCCCAGGGUUACAAUUUAGCUCUGCCUUCCGGUCCAUCUUUACUCCAACGAAAAUGCAACAAAAGAGAGGUGUUACAUGUGGACGGUAGUUGCGUUACUCCAAGAGUCAACCAUCGUGUUUUUUUGUAUGAUGUGCCUAAAACUCCCACGCCAGUAGGUCCUCCACCUUUUAUUCCUGCACCAACUGUUGAGACUAAUCUGUUGUUCAUCCGAACUCCUGAAGGAGUACAGGGCCCAGAUCCCAUCGUUCUGCCUCCGCCACAAAAGGAACAUGUCGUGUACAUCCUCAAUAAAUAUUCUGAAGAAGGUCAAAAGGUGAUCGAGGUUCCAGCACCGCCACCUUCCGAUCCUGAAGUUUACUUCAUCAAUUACGCUGAAGGAGAGAAUCCAACUCUUCCCAGCGGAGUGGAUCUGCAGACUGCCUUGGAUGCGGCUUCGGCUGGUAGUGGUCAAUCUGUUGGAGGUUCUGAAGAUUUCUUUACUGGUGGGGUGGGAAGCGCCAUUAGCGGCAGCAAUAUUUUCAAAGGCAACAUCGGUUUGGGAAGCACCAAUGGUUUCGGAAGCAGCAGCAGAUUUGAAAGUGACAGUAGUUUCGGAGGCAGCAACGGUUUCGGAAGCAGCAAUGGAUUUGAAGGCAGUAACGGCUUCGUAGGCAGUAAUAGUUUGGGAAGCAGCAAUGGGUUUGGUAUCGGCAAUGUUUUUAGAAACAGCUUAGGUUUAGGAGGCAGCAGUGGUCUAGGAAGUAACAAUAGAUUUGAAACCAGCAAUGGUUUUGAUAGCAGCAAUGGUUCCGAAGAUGGGAGUGGUAUUAAUUUCUUCUCUAGCAGUUUAGAAGGCAAUAACAGGGGUUUUGGCAUUGGUGGUACUGGAAACAGCAUCUCUGGCAAUGGCCAUGUGUUUAUGCCGCCACGUUUGUACAGAACACCUUAA
Messenger RNA from Penaeus chinensis, 981 nucleotides. RefSeq lists its product as uncharacterized. The transcript has 2 exons. Lineage: Eukaryota; Metazoa; Arthropoda; Malacostraca; Decapoda; Penaeidae. The record is from RefSeq and is a predicted model, not a curated record. The coding region runs from base 1 to 981 and encodes 326 amino acids.